AUGGAACGAAGUUGGAAAGCCGAACUUCGUACCUACAGUCCCUUCGAAAUGAGCAUACUCGAAACGAAUGUCAUUAAUCUGAAAGCAAGCUUGUUCUAUGAAGUUGCUAAGGACUUGUCACGUAUGCAAAAAAUGGAGCGUCUUCAUAAGGAACGUAUGAAAGCUAUGCAAAAUGCCCUGUCAGACAAAGACAGAGAUUAUCGCGAUUUUCAAGAAAAUGACGGAUGCGUACAAGUGAAGAGUGAAGAGGUCAUAAAUACCGUUUUGGCUUAUGGUGAUAGGACAGUUACCCUCUGUAUUAAUGGAAAUGAUUUUACUGCCCCAUUUGAUUCCGACUACGACCGUGUCGCCAAACUCUUGGUUGUUAUUUGCCACGAUCCCAAGACUCGUCGUAGACUUCGUACGUAUGAGAUUGCCGAUGCUAUCGGCUUGAAAUUCCACGAGUUUGAAGCUCUUAUUGAUAUGUUGUGCUCUACUGAGAACUGCGAUCUGGCUGAUUUGAACACCUUGCACGGAGCUUCAGAUAUCAAGUCUUACUUCACUUCCGUCGUCGUCCAUGGAGCUAUUGUUGGAUGGGAUUUACUAGAUCCAUUCCCGUUCAUAGGGGACCUUAUCAAAGCCCAGAAAGAGAGCGAAGAGCAAAACGCCCAGCAACAACCUGAUGAAGAAGACUCUGAAUAA
Molecule: messenger RNA, 681 nt
Organism: Auanema sp. JU1783
Lineage: Eukaryota; Metazoa; Nematoda; Chromadorea; Rhabditida; Rhabditidae
Source: the annotation of a GenBank genome assembly